This is a messenger RNA of Labeo rohita (rohu), 3339 nucleotides long. It is a transcript of the gene c1ql4a, whose product is annotated as complement component 1, q subcomponent-like 4. Gene Ontology annotation, molecular function: protein binding. The transcript has 4 exons. The coding region runs from base 1248 to 1970 and encodes 240 amino acids. The record is from RefSeq and is a predicted model, not a curated record. NCBI's taxonomy places the organism in Eukaryota, Metazoa, Chordata, Actinopteri, Cypriniformes, Cyprinidae.
GACCGGAUGGAAGAAUGAGGGGACAGUGUGUGUGUGGAGUGUGAAAAUCUCACAGGUGUCGGAGUCAGAAGUCCAGCGCUGUUGCUGUUUUAUUAUUUCUCUCGACAAAACGAACAACAAAAGCUGAAGUUUCACUCGCGCGCAGUCCGGGGAAUAAAUAAGUAUCUUGCUGGAGUAAACAGAGGAGUCUUCGUCUGCUGAAGAUGAACAUAAAUAACGUUCACCGUUAAUUUGCUCCGGAACUCAGCAAAUGUAAGGACAGACAACAGAGGAAGAUUUUUAAUCAUAAAGAUUUUCCAUAAACACCUUAGUCAAGUUCUGUUUCUGUGGAAUUUUCCCAAUCCUGCCAGAUCGACUAGAGGGGUCCUCCAUAUGUCCCUAAAAAAUUAAUAACAAUAAUAUACUGAAGGAUCAAUACAUUGUGGCUCAUCAGGUUUUGAUGCGGGGCGUUGGACAAAUUUCAUUCUGCAGGAUCGGUUUAUUUUGAAAUGUGGAACAUUGGAUGUUAAGUUCUUUUUGGCACAUCUGUCAGGUGUUUGUUUGGACUUGAUUUGAAUUUUGUUUUGCAAGCACAUAACUUUGUGAAUUCAUUUAGCCUCUCAUGAACUGAGUUUUGCAAUUGCAUAUCUUUUGUUAGGUGGAUGGGAACUUGAACAAAAACCAAAAACAGGUUGUUGUUCACUUAUGCAAAAGAAAACCUCAAAGCAUCUUCUGUGUAUUGGAGAAUUUACUGUAUAUUUAAUGUUAACAAACAAGGGGAUGAAUGAAAAGAUCUUUGUUGUUAUUAGCCACAGAAUUCCAAUACUGUAAAAAUACUGUAUUGCAUUGUAUUGCUAGCGUUCCCGUAUAAUAGGUGACCAUAAGCCUUUUCCGUGCCACACCUUUCUGUUGCAGUUUCUUUUCGUUCUUCCAGAUCUUGCUGUCACUCUUCACUCUGUCCUACCACUAGUCCCAUUGCACCCUCGCCUUUCUGUAUGCUCCACGCUCUUCUUGGUCUCCUUGUCUCAUCCAUAAAUUCAUCUGCUAUUCUUCUCCCCACUGGCCGUAUUCCUCUAUAGAUAUCUGUGGCUCUUUGUCUGUUCUUUUGUACCCAAACAUACAUUUGCUUUCACACUUUAGUGAGUUUUUCUCCACCUUUCACGCUGGCGGGCACCAUUCCACCUAAAGGAGAGGAGGACUUUCUAACGCUUGCCGCCUCUCGGCUCAGCCGUCGCAAGCGUGUCAUCGGAGCGGCCGUGGGUGUGGCCAUGGUUCUGAUUCUUCUGGUGACCAUUCCAUUACUGGUCCACAGCACUAAAGGAGGAGGAGCCGGCAACGCGGGAAGCCAUUAUGAAAUGCUAGGAAGUUGUCGGAUGGUUUGUGACCCCUACACCACAUCUCACGGCCAGGAGCUAACGGCUGUUUCACCCGCACCUCCUGAUUUUCCAAACCGGAAAGGGAAAUCGGGUUAUCGGGGACCUCCGGGAAUCCCAGGACCACCUGGACCACGAGGACCACCUGGAGAGCCUGGAAAACCAGGCCCACAAGGGCCACCAGGUCCUGGACCUGGUGGGUACGUGCCGUCGUUCUACAGCCCUAAGAUUGCGUUUUACGCAGGCCUGCGCAAGCAACAUGAAGGCACUGACGUGCUCAAGUUUGAUGAUGUGGUGACCAAUGUGGGCAACUACUAUGAGCCCAGCACUGGAAAAUUCACAUGCCCUCUUCCUGGUAUCUACUUCUUCACAUAUCAUGUCCUGAUGAGAGGAGGAGAUGGGACCAGCAUGUGGGCGGACCUCAAGAAGAACGGACAGGUGAGGGCCAGCGCUAUCGCCCAGGACGCUGAUCAGAAUUACGACUACGCCUCCAACAGUGUGAUCCUGCAUUUAGACGUGGGAGAUGAGGUCUGCGUUCAGCUGGACGGAGGGAAAGUCCACGGAGGAAACACCAACAAAUACAGCACGUUCUCUGGCUUCCUCAUCUAUGCUGACUGACCCGCUCGUGAUGCUGCUCUACACACUCAGAUGUACUGUGUAUGAACGCACACACUCGAACACACACUCAUACACUUACGUACACACACCGAACAGGCUUGAAAGAAACGGACACGGUUUAUACGGAGCAGAAGGGCUUCGCAGACAUAACGGCAACCAAUUCCUUUCAUAAAGCAAGAGGAUUUCCGACGCGCUGUUUGUAUGUGUGUAAAUUAUAACUAUCCUACAUUAUACACUACUCCCAAAAUUAAAUUAAAAUGCUUAUAUAUGUCUAUAUCUAUCCGGGACGGUGACACGCUCAUAUUUUCAUGUGUACUUGUUAGUGUACUUGUCUCCAUUUUGUGUGUCGAUCAAACCCAGAGAUUCAGACUCGCUAGUCAACAUGCUUUAUGGUGAACUGAGCUGCAUUUACACAUGGCUGGACUUGAAAGAAAAUCAGUACGUAGAUGUACUUUUCACUUACUAGAUGCAGCCGUAGCACAGUACGGGCACGUAUAUAUGCGUACGCGCACGUCGUAGGGCUAGUGAUUAAUCUAAGUCCUCUUGUUCAAUUCAUUUGACGUAAAGUGACUGCUUUGGUUGUGUUGUGUGUGUGGAAUUGGAAGUAUGGCUCGCAGAAGUGCAAUCACACACACAAUGGCUCACUACAACCAAAUAAAUAGAUUUCCAAUCAGUCUAAAGAAUCUGAGCCGGACCGGAGCAUUAGUAUAUUGAUUAAGGCUGAUAACGCUCUUUAAUAUUCAAAUUUAAACCAAUACAAUGUUUUAUCCACACAAAUAAAUUAAAUUAUUUAGUACGUUAUAAAACAAAGGAUGUGUCAGUCUAAUAAAAGAUAUUACAAUGUAAAACUCAAAUUUAAAUGAAAAUGUUAGACUUUUGGCAAGGAAGGAUACAUUUUUAAUAUCAUAUCAGCAUUGUGUUACAGAAUUAUUUAUAAAGAGAUUGUAGAUUUUACUUUAAGAGAAAAUAGCCAAGUAAAAUUCUUUGUAAUUAAUACAUUUCUUUGACAUUUAAAGUGUAACUACAUUACAUGGUCAAUACACUUUCACAGUGAUCAAUGCGUUUGUAUGUAUUAUAUUUUAGAAUAUGUUUUUAUAGAAGUUGCAGAUUUAUAAAUCAAGCUCUUUACAUUUUCCUGGGAUCUGAAGUCCAGUAAGGUUGCUGUUUUAUGAGAGAUCUCAUAAAAUAAAAUAGGACAAACAUUUGAAUGAUAAAUCUGAAAAAGUGUGUCCCUAAAAAUGUUAGAUUCAUAACCUAUACAUUUUUGUAAGAAUGAAGGAUGAAGGAGUUGUUGAUCCAAGUCAAGCCAUGUGCAAAUACACUGAUACAAAUAUACAAAUAACAUGUCCAAACAUCAAAAACAUUCCCU